AUGCACCACAACGCUGGCGUCUUGAUGCCCAUCUGCGAACCCUCCAGCGAAUUUUCGCCACGUUCCAACUCGCACAACCAGUUAUCGUCAAUUCCAUGCGAGGUCCGCGAUCCGUUACCUGGUUACCAGCCCACACAGGACGGCCUACCCGAACCGACGAUGGCCGGCCCGAUCCCCUUCACAUACGCGCAAGUUGAAGAAAUGACGAGAAAUUUCGAUAUUGAGGGAUUUCUGGGCGAGGGUGGGUUCGGAUCGGUUUUCAAGGGUUACCUCCCCACACGCAGCGGCCGGAAAAUCCCAGUUGCUGUGAAAGCGCUUGACACGUGCGGGCAUCAGGGGGAGCGGGAAUGGCUCACGGAGGUUAGCUUUCUCGGGCUCCUGACACACCCGAAUCUGGUCCGUCUAGUUGGGUACUGCGCCGAGGCGGAUCAACGGCUGCUAGUGUACGAGUAUCUUCCACGCGGUUCGCUCGAGUUUUUGCUUUUCGGGGAGGACGCGCUGGCAAACCCGCUGACGUGGCAUCAAAGGCUGAAAAUCGCGUUCGGCGCAGCGGCGGGUUUGGCGUAUCUGCAUGAGGAGGCGGAGCAUCAAGUCAUCUACCGCGAUUUCAAGACAUCGAAUAUUCUAUUAACGAAUGACCUUGAAGUGAAGCUGUCGGAUUUCGGAAUGGCGAGGGAAGGGCCUGACGGGGAGAAGACUCACGUGUCAACGCGGGUGGUGGGGACUGUGGGGUAUGCGGCGCCCGAGUAUGUGCUAACGGGGCACCUUACAACGAAGAGUGACGUGUAUGGGUUCGGCGUGGUGCUGCUGGAGCUGAUGACGGGAAGGCUGGCGCUGGACAAAGAAAGACCACGCGAAGAGCAGAGCCUCGUUGAGUGGGCAUCCCCCUUCCUCUCCGCACCCUCCACGUUGUACCGCAUAAUGGAUCCCGCCCUUCGCGGCCGGUACUCCGCCCGCGGCGCACAAAUGGUCGCGGCGAUCGUCAAAGAGUGCCUGCAGAAGAAAGCCAAGCGCCGCCCAAAAAUGUCCGAGGUGGUUGCAGCGCUGCGCCCAGUGCUUGAUCUGCAUGACAUGGCGGGCUUUUGCGCUGAGGAUAUGCGGGCGGGCUUAGGGGGGCAAUUUUCUAUUGGGGGGAUUGGCAGCACUGCUAAUAACGCAACCGGCCCACAGCGUUUUCAACGAAGUGAAAGCGCAGGGACCCUCGAAGAGAGUGCGUUCAAGAGAAGGUCAAUCUCCACUUCCCCGAAUGCCAACGCCAACAUGAACGCUGGCGAUGCUGUGCGAGUCGUUGUGACCAUGGACAAUGACUGUUGCCAAGCACAGCCUUGCGUGUUUGCUGUUCCGCAAAACAACAUCGCAAGGCAUGGGCUGACCGUGUCACAUCGCGGCAUGGGACAGAGGCAAGACGAUUCUUCAGCAGCAUCUGCCAACCUGCUUCCCAUGGAUCUUCGCACAGACAUGUCAGAGCGGGUCAUGGUUCUGGACCUGAACGCUCCAUGGAGCCAAGAAGGCCACAUUCCUCAUGACUUGACCCCUGGUCAGGCGAAGGAUUCAGCUUUCUGGGAAGAUCGAGAAGCAGGGUAUGCAGAAGGUAAUGCAGAAUCUCAUUUGCGGAAGGGAUCUGGAGUGCUGUCAGCAUCCCCAACAGGACCAAGGAUACAAGUAAUGGAACCAGUGCGCACAGAUCGUGCUACAGGAGAGGCAUGUCGACCUGGAUUCAAAGCGUGGAGACCUUCGCCUUUGAAACAACAUCAGCCUGAAGCUGUGGACAAGGAGCAAGUCAUGCCAUCACCGCCAAAGAACAGUUUGCCUGUGCACACAGCCAAGCCAGCACUGAAGCUAGUGCCUCCUCUCCGAGGAGGAAGGUCCAUGGCCCCUAGGAGUGCCUGGGCGAAGCAGCUGCUUCAAGACAAUUCUGACGUUGACUGCGUGGUGAAGGGAGGCAGGAAGAGGAGGGUGAAGAGUCUGGGACCUGCUGCUGAGGGUUUGGAGAUGAGCUCAUCUUCUCAGAAGAUUGUGAAGGGGAUGGAGAGGAGGAGGAGAUUUAAGUCCAACACAGAUGUGGGAGUUUCAUCAGGUAGCGAGGAGGAGUUGGAGAAAUCGAGCUACGCAUUGCCAGCUAUUCAGCCGAAAGGAGAAUUGUUGCAUCGCAUGGAAGUGCUGCUGCUUCCCUGGGUGGGACUUCACCUUAAACCCUCGGGCGAGAUGUUUCUUGCGAAUGAGUCACGCUUCGCUCUGACUCCUAGCAGCAGCAUCAUCCCAACCUUUUUCCAGCAAAAGCGACUUCCUUGUCAGCGGCUUUUUCGGCGCAUAUCCUGCAUUCCAUCACUCGUAGUUAAUGCUCUACGUAGUGACCACGGAGUUUCCUCCAUCCCCGCUCCCGUCGUCCCAGUCCCCGCAAUCCUCGGCGCUGCUGUCUCUGCUUCCGAGAUUACUCCAGCAGCCGCGCAACCGUCCGCAACCCUUUACCCAGACGGGGAGAUUGGCGACAUGGAUAUCAGCGACCAGCACACGGUAACACUAGCGAACAUCCGCAGCUCGCUAAUUCGGCAAGAAGACAGCAUCAUAUUCUCGCUGAUCGAGCGGUCGCAGUUUUGUCGCAAUCAACCUGCGUACGACGCGUCAGCUAUGCCUGUGCCGGGGUUCGAAGGAUCGCUGCUGGAAUUCGUCAUGCGGGAAACGGAAGUGCUACACGGAAAGGUUCGGCGCUACACAAGCCCCACUGAACGGCCGUUCUUCCCUGAUGCCAUUCCACCUCUUAUUCUGCCUCCCUUGAACUACCCCAAGGUGUUACAUGAUGCAGCGAACACCAUAAACAUCAACGCCAUCAUAUGGAAGAUGUACUUUGACGAUCUAUUGCCAGAGAUUACACGAGAUGGCGACGACUUCAACUACGGCUCUGCUGUCACAAUGGACGUGCUCUGCCUGCAGGCUCUCUCGAAGCGAAUUCACUUCGGGGCGUUUGUCGCUGAGGCAAACUCAGCAACGAGUCAAAAGUUAGAAUCCGCAGUAUUAGACGGACAGUUACAAAUUGAUUUCGGACAAAGACAGCUCCAGAGCCGGGAGGUGAUAGUAAAAGAUGUGACUGUAGCGAAGAGGGACUCGACGCUCGUUAAGAAGUUACUGAAGCUGAAGGAAGGGUUGAUGGAGAGGCGGGCGGCGCAGAUGCAAGGCGCGCUGCGAUGGCUCACGGAGGUGUCGGCCAACCUGAGACCACCGCUGCUGGCGCUUGUAACGGAUCGCCUUGAAAGGGACGCGGAAAACGCGUAUCUCUUCACGCUUGGUUCGGGCCUUAAAUCACUGGGAUACGCUAUCGAGUUGAUCGCGCAGGAAGGAGGGCCCAUGGCGGACGCGUGGAAGGGCCUGGCCGUGCGUGUGACUAUAACGGGGAGGCACAACACGAGCCUGUAUCACAUCGACUGGCUGGAGCAUCGCACCAUCACUCCUCUCACUCGCGUUCCUGCUAUCGUCUCCCGCACCUCUCUCCCGCACACCUCUCCCGCACCUCUCUCCCGCACCUCUCUCCCGCGCUUCCUCUCUCCCGCACCUCUCUCCCGCACCUCCUCUCUCCCGCACCCCUCUCCCGCACCUCCUCUCUCCCGCACUUCUCUCCCGCACCUCUCUCCCUCACCUCUCUUCUGCCUUGCGAUUCCGCCUUGCUGUCGCCCGUGGGACUUCCUUCCCGUGUGCAGCUACGAGGGAGUGUUGGCGAACUCGUUAGAAGCCACUCCGUUUAUUGCAAAGUUGGCGCAAGAGCCGUUCACUGAAGUCCCGCUGGUGUGGAUCGUGCACGAGGCUGACGUGGCGGACAGGCUGGCAGUGUACGAGUCCAGUCAGCAUCUGCAAGGGCUGAGGCAGCAGUGGGUAGAGCUGUUCGCUCGGCCUGACGCCGUUGUGUUCCCCUGCAUGGCACUCAAAGAGCGAUACCAAUCCCUGAACACUGGAAACUUCCUGGUAAUUCCCGGCUCGCCCACGUGGACGUACGCUGCGACCCGAUUUGCUGCGUCGCACUCGCCAGAGUCGGAGCGGGCGGCGCGUCAGAUCCCGCCUGACACGUUCACUGUAGCAGUGGCGGGAAACCAGAGGGUGUACCAGGGAAAGUGGCGGGAAAGAGCCAUGGCCAUGCAUGCCGUUCAAUCAUUGCGAGCGCACGUGGUGUUUAUGGGUAACUGGAACAGCUCAGGGUCACAGUCGCAGCUGGCGGUGCUUAAAGUGGUAGCGAAGCAUCUGCUUAUAGCGAAUCUGACGUGGGGCGUGGGGGAGGCGGAAGGGGAGGAGGGGAUGGGCGUGCUUUUGGCGAGUGAUGUGGUGGUGUGGAGCUCGGUUGAGGAGGAGAGGGAGGUGAAUCCGCUGCUGGUGAAAGCGCUGGCUCUGGGGAAGGUGAUAGUGGUGCCAAAACUGAUCAAGAUCCGAGCAGAGCUGACCAAUGGCGUGCACGCUCUUUUCUACGACCCCGGGAAGGAACCUUCCAUGAAGCAGGCGCUCCUUAAAGCCGCGUCGCUCUCGCAGUCUGACGCGCUUGCCAUGUCAGCGUCGGGCCGCGAGCUCUCAUUGGCCCUGGGCGCGCGCAGCGUAGUUAAGGAGGUAGCGAGGCUGCUUGAACGGGUUAUGGAAGGGGGCGUGGGGAUUAGGAGCCCCAGGCCGGCUGAUUGGCUGUGGUGGGAUAAGAAGCAGGCGUGGAUGUGGGGCGAAGAGGGCGGAUGGGGGUGGGGAGAGGGAGGGGACACGGUAGGAAACGGAGGAACGGGAGGGAUACGGGGAGGAGGAGAAACAGAGGGAGAGGGAGAAGGGAGGGGAGAGGGAGGACCAGGGACGAGAGGUGGGGGAACGAAGAGGGGUGGGGAGGCGGAAGAGGGGGAGGAGGAAGGGGAGGAGCGAGUGGAUGUAGGUGGGGGUGUGGAGGAAGGGGAGGCUGUUGUUGUGACGGGAAGGGAGAGUGGGGUUAUUGGAGGGAGGAAGGUGAUAUUACGGGAGGGUGACUAUAAGGGGCGAAGGAUGGGGUUGAAGGAGGGAGGCAAGGAAAGGGAGGGCGGUAAGGAGGGCGCGGUGGGGAUGGGAGGGGAAGAGAGAAGGGAUGUGGCAAGGAGUGAGGGGGGUGGUGGGAGUGUGAGGAGCGAGGGAGGGAGUGAGGGAGGGAGUGAGGGAGGGAGUGAGAGGAGGAGGAGUGUGGUUCUGCAGAUGGAGGAGGAGUGGGAGGAGUUGAAGAGAAGGGAAGCGGCGUUGCUGAUGGGAGAUAAAACGAGGGAUAGCAUGCUCAUGGCUGAGAUGGAUGGUGCUGAGGAGGCGGUGGGAGGUGGGCUAGCAGAGGCUGACAGAAAUGGUGGUGCUGUUGGCGUGGUUGAUGGGGUGGGAGGGUCUGGUGCGGUUCUGAGUGGUAGCAAGUCAAGUGCAGCGGUUUCAGCGCAGGAGAGAGGAGCAGCAGGAGGAGGAGGAGCAGCAGCAGCAGCAGCAGCAGCAGCAGGAGUGCCUGAGCUCAAAGCGCCUGAGGAGCAAUUGGAAGCUGAUAUUCUGUGGGAUCGCAGGGAACAUGAAUCCCUGUCGUGGGAGGAGGUGAAGGUGGGGGUGAAGCGGGCGGAGAGGAGUGGGCUGCACGAGAGGGACGACGGCGACCUGGAGCGAUCAGGCCAGCCCAUCUGCAUCUACGAGCCGUACAUUGGCAAUGGAUCCUGGCCGUUCAUUCAUGACAAGGACACCCUGUACCGUGGAGUUAGCCUGUCGCGCUCCUCUCGCCGCCCCAACCUGUAUGACGACGUGAACGCGUGGGCGCGGCUCCCCAUGCUCUCCUCGCCCUACUACCGCGACGUGCUCUGCGACUUUGCAGCCAUGCUGGCGAUUAACUACCGCAUAGACAGAGUCCACAGGAACCCCUGGAUUGGCUUCCAGCCGUGGCGGGUCCGAGCAGAGAAUGUGGGGUUGAGUGGUGCUGCGGAAAAGGCGCUGGUUGGGACUAUAGAGAGGGGGACUGUAGCGGAUGCGGUAGUGUACUGGGUGAGUACUGUAGACCAGGUGGAGAUUCAUAGGGAUCCGCGGAGUGCGGCGCUGGGGGAGGAUGGGGAGAAGGUGGGGGGGGGGGGGGAGGCGGGGGAGGCGGAGGGGGAGGAGGUAACUGCAGAUGAGGAGGGUCGAUUGCAGGAGGUAACUGCAGAUGAGGAGGGUCGAUUGCAGGAGGUAACUGCAGAUGAGGAGGGUCGAUUGCAGGAGGUAACUGCAGAUGAGGAGGGUCGAUUGCAGGAGGUAACUGCAGAUGAGGAGGUCUCCCGUCCAACUGGCCUGCCGCCCAUGCCCACGGGAGGAGGCACCUGGUCUUCCAUGCACGCAUGGGCCAUGCCCGCUCACAACUUCGUGGAGUUCAUGCUCUUUGCACGCAUGUUCGUUGAUGCCCUGGAUGUCAAGUUCUACCAGAGACAUGCGGCCCAUGGCACAUGCCCGCUUGCUCAGAGCCAUGCAGAGGAGCGGCACUGCUACUGCCGAUUGCUUGACAGGCUGGUCAAUGUGUGGGCGUACCACAGCAGAAAGAGGAUGCUGCUUCUGAACCCGCACACUGGCUCCCUUAAAGAGCAACACCCUGUCCCCACGCGCUCUAAGUCCCGCUCCCGUCGCGCCUGGUUCCAAUGGUUCUCCCGCCCGGUACUUAAAGCCAUGGAUGAGGAGCGGGCAGAAGAGACGGACGACCCCGCCCACGCGAUCAACGGGCGGCGGUGGCUUUGGCCGCAUCUGGGGGAGGUGCAGUGGCAAGGGUCGAUAGAGAGGGAUAGGAUGUUUAGACUGUGGCAGAAGGGACAGAAGGAGAGGAAGAAGAAAGAGAGAUUAGCGAGAAUGAGAGUGAGAUACAAGCAGGAGGCGUUGGGAGGGCCGGUAGUGAAGAAAUUGGGGGAGGUUGGGGGCGUGGCGGGGUUGGGGAGGAAUGGGAGUGUUGUGGAUGGUGGUGGGGAGGAGGGGAAGAGAGGAAGUGGUGAUGGCGGCGGCGUUGACAGGAGUGGUGGUGUAAGCAAGAAGAGUGGCAGCAGCAGUAGCAGUGACACUUCUCAGGAGGAGGUCAAAGAGGGCAGUGACACAAGGUGA
Molecule: messenger RNA, 7062 nt
Organism: Closterium sp. Yama58-4
Lineage: Eukaryota; Viridiplantae; Streptophyta; Zygnematophyceae; Desmidiales; Closteriaceae
Source: the annotation of a GenBank genome assembly